Messenger RNA from Oryza sativa Japonica Group (Japanese rice), 2383 nucleotides. Its product is annotated as transcription factor TGAL8-like. Gene Ontology annotation, biological process: DNA-templated transcription; regulation of DNA-templated transcription. The record is from RefSeq and is a predicted model, not a curated record. Lineage: Eukaryota; Viridiplantae; Streptophyta; Magnoliopsida; Poales; Poaceae. Gene Ontology annotation, molecular function: DNA-binding transcription factor activity; sequence-specific DNA binding.
CCAACAAUUUCUUCCCUCAACCUUUGUCUUGAUUAUCUAUUUCAUCUAGUCUUGAUUCUCUAUUUCACUAAAACAAAGGACUUGUGUAUGUCCAUAUUUGUAAAAUUUAAUCUAUUUCCCUACUGACAAUACUGCUUUUAAUCAUGAUUACCCUGAAAUGGAUCUCUAUUUCAUUAAAAUAAUGGACUUUGUGUACGUUAUUGUUUGAAAAAUUAAUUUAUUUCCCUUCUGACAAUCAUGCUUGUUUCCUCAAAUGGAUUAAUUGUGAUCAAUCUACGCCCUUUUUCACCUUAGCUACUUGGAGUACUUCUGUUUUUGUUUUCUCAUGCAUAUGAUGAUUUUCUCAGACUAAGGUGGCAUUUUAUAUAAUGAUUGAGAUUGCGAAGAUCGCUUAAGAAGUUUUACCCUUCCCCCACAUGUUUAAUUCUUCUCUGUUUUUAGUUGUUUAGGGGGGAUUAAUUGAUUGACUAAAAGUUUUUUUCCUGCAGAAAAGAACCCAUAUUUCCCCCUCCCUUUUUUUUUUGUUUUUAAGCAAUGAGUAUGUUUAACUUUUGCACCCUUUUCCAACAUCAAUUUGUUCAUUUCUAAUUCUAUGGACCACAUUCAGAUAAUCAGCUUAAUUGUUCCUUUCUAAUUCCAUCCCCCCCCCUCUUUUUUGUAAAGCAAUGAGUAUGUUUAACUUUUUGCACCCUUUUCCAACAUCAAUUUGUUCCUUUCUAAUUCCAUGGACCACAUUCGGACAAUAUACCAUUAAGAAAAAUCAAGCUCUAAAUCAGUCGCAGUAGAGCUACGUACUAAAUGCAAAAUAGAGACUAAUGGUAUAUUGUCAUAAUGUGUAAAUGCAGAAGAAGGAACCCUGAAGGAUAUGACAUGCCAUCUGAUUUGGAUCAAGCUCUCCUCCUCUACUUUGAUGGCCAGGAACAAGAUAAGCCAUCUACUCAAGAAGAACCCCACAAACCACUUAAUUUUGUAAAAGAGACUCUCAACAUCUUCCCCUCCCAGCCAAUGGAUGGAGAGCCAACUCCAACACCAAAGGUGCCAGUUCUCCUCUUAAGGCUUCGAUGUCAGCGCCGCCCAUCGCCGGCUUUUCCAGGAGAUCGCCGGCGCCAGCGGCGGCAGAUGGCAGGCCACUCACCCUAGGCAAGACCUCCAAGGCAGCAUUCAAGAAAGAAGGUGGCAGUGGCAGCGGCGGCGCCAUGGCAGCGUCAGCAAGUUCAGAGCUCAAGGGGCCCAAGACGCCGGACCCCAAAACGCUGAGAAGGCUGGCGCAGAAUAGAGAGGCCGCAAGAAAGAGCAGGCUAAGGAAGAAGGCUUACAUUCAGCAGCUAGAGACAGGCAGGAUCAGGCUGGCGCAUCUUGAACAGGAGAUACAAUUCACAAGAGCUCAGGGUGCAUUCUGCGGUGCUGGAAUUCUAAGCCCAGACGCUGCAUUGUUCAACUUGGAGUAUGAGCGGUGGCAGGAGGCACACCACCAAGUGAUCAGCCGGCUCCGGGCCGCUGUGGAGGAGCACCGACCGGAUGGCGAGCUGCAGCCCCAUGUCGAUGAAGCCAUGUCACACUAUGGGGUGCUGAUGGCUCACAAGGCUAGGCUGGUUGGUGCUGACCCCCUCCACCUCCUCUCCGGCCUGUGGAAGGGCGCCGUAGAGCAAUGCUUCCUCUGGAUAGGCGGCUUCCGCCCCUCGGAGCUUAUCAAGGUUGUGGUCCGGCAUGUGGAGCCCCUGACGGAGCAGCAGCUCGCCGCCGUCUACAGCGCGCAGCAGGCGGCGAGGCAGGAGGAGGACGCGCUCGACGGCGGCCUGCAGGCGCUGCUCCGGUCGCUCUCCGACGUCGUCUCCUCCUCGGACGCGCCGUCGUCGUCGCAGCAGACGCCGCCGGUGAUGUACCACCCCUCCGCCGCCGCCGCCAUGGCUGCGGCGAGCUUCAUGGGGCAGUACGGCAGCUACAGCAACCUGCAGCUCGCCAUGGACAAGCUCGCCAACCUCGCCAUCUUCCUACGACAGGCGGAUGAGGAGAGGAUGCGGACGCUGCACGCGCUGCGGCGGAUGCUGACGGUGAGGCAGGCGGCGCGCUGCUUCGUCGCCGUCGACGACUACUUCGGCCGCCUCCGCGCGCUCGCCUUGUUCUGGACCACCACCCGGCCGCACCCGGCCGCCGGCUAGAAAUCAAUUGAAUCGGCUUAGCUUAGGUUAUUAGCCACACACGCACACAUGCAAAGAGUAGCUAAGGCUAUAUAGCGACAUGUAAGAGGGAGACGAGGAGUAGAUAUAUAGCUAGAGAGAGCAUAUGCACCAUCUUAACGAUCAAAAUAAGGUUGUAUGUGUAUUCGAUCGGGAAAAUAGUUUUAAAAAUAGACUCGACGUGUUGAUCUUGAUUCUUUUUUUUA